Molecule: messenger RNA, 3651 nt
Organism: Eremomyces bilateralis CBS 781.70
Lineage: Eukaryota; Fungi; Ascomycota; Dothideomycetes; Eremomycetales; Eremomycetaceae
Exons: 2
Coding region: 1-3651 (1216 amino acids)
Biological process (GO): cell volume homeostasis; chloride transmembrane transport; potassium ion import across plasma membrane
Cellular component (GO): membrane
Molecular function (GO): potassium:chloride symporter activity
Source: RefSeq, a predicted model, not a curated record
AUGUCCACCGGCCCCUCUUCCAUCGUACAAUUGCAACGUCAAGCGAAAACGAAAAGGCUACCAAAGCCCAGGGUCGGUGCCCUGCCGCGCCCAGUGGGAGGCUCCGAUAAGCUAGGCACCUUUGCUGGAGUUUUCGUGCCAACGAUGCUCAAUGUCCUGAGCAUCCUGAUGUUCCUGAGAUUCGGUUUUAUCCUCGGCCAAACCGGGUUCUUGGGCACGAUUGGCAUGCUCGUGAUCUGCUAUGCAGUCAACCUGCUGACCACGAUGUCGUUAAGCGCCAUCGCAACCAAUGGAACCGUGAGAGGCGGGGGCACCUACUACCUGAUCUCUCGAAGUUUGGGGCCCGAGUUUGGGGGGAGCAUCGGCAUUGUGUUCUACCUUGGCAUGAUCCUAAACACGGGGAUGAAUGCCGUCGGUUUGAUCGACAUUCUCAAAGAGAACUUCGGAACGAAGACCGGAAACUGGAGCCAUUGGAUGUCCGAAGGAUUCUGGUGGCAGUACCUCUGGGGAAGUAUGGUGCUUCUCGUUUGUACCACUAUCUGUCUUGCUGGGAGCGGCUUGUUUGCAAGAGCAUCAAAUGGGCUGUGGAUCAUUUUGGUCGUAGCAACCAUUAGCAUUCCCAUUUCUACUCUCUUCGUCUCGCCGUUUGAGGACCCCGAAGCUGGCAUUCGUUAUACCGGGUUGAGUUGGCGGACGUUUGAGCAAAAUCUGCUGCCGCAGUUCACUCGAGGUGCUGCUGGAAGUGAAAUGAAGGGCAAAGAGACUUGGAAAGAUGUGUUUGGGAUUCUGUUUCCGGCUACAGGAGGCAUCUUCGCUGGAGCCAGCAUGUCAGGGGAUUUGAAGCAUCCGAGCAAGGCCAUCCCGAAAGGCACACUCCAUGGACUUUUCUUCACCUUCAUCCUUUAUGCCCUGGUGAUCCUUUCCUUAGCAUUUACCGUCACCCGUGAUUCUCUUUACGCCAAUUCGAAUGUUAUUGCGGAAGUGAAUGGGUCCGGCACUCUGAUCUUGAUGGGCGAAGUUGCAUCAUCUUUCUUCAGCGCAUUAAUGGGUCUCAUUGGCGCCGCAAAACUCCUUCAGGCGCUUGCGAGAGAUAAUUUGGUUCCUGGACUGCAUAUCUUUGGCCAAGGCACACAAAAGAAGGACGAGCCGACGUUUGCUAUUUUCCUGAGCUAUGUUAUUGCGCAGCUCACCAUGCUCUUUGACCUCAAUCAGAUUGCUUCUCUGACAACAAUGGCUUAUCUCCUAACAUUCCUUGUCAUGAAUCUGGCCUGCUUCUUGCUCAAGAUAAGCUCUGCGCCAAACUUCCGGCCAUCCUUCCACUACUUCAAUUGGGAAACUGCCGCUCUAGGCACCGUUGCCAGCGCCGUAACCAUGUUCUUUGUGGACGGCUUCUACGCUUCGGGUAUCAUCGGGCUCCUUGCCCUCGUGUUUCUCGUCAUCCAUUACGCAUCCAACCCGAAACCAUGGGGCGAUGUGAGCCAGAGCCUAAUCUACCACCAAGUUCGAAAGUACCUGUUGCGGCUACGCGAAGAGCAUGUCAAGUUUUGGAGGCCGCAAAUCCUACUACUUGUAAACGACCCUCGUCGACAGUACAAGUUGAUCCAAUUCUGCAAUUCCUUGAAGAAGGGUGGCUUAUACAUCCUUGGUCACGUUAUUGUGACGAACGACUUCAGCUCUGCAGUCCCUGAGGCUAAAAAGCAACAGGCCACGUGGACGAAAUACAUUGACUUCUCGAAGAUCAAGGCGUUUGUCAACAUUGCUAUCAAUCCAAUGUUUGAAUGGGGAGUUCGCAACCUUGUCCUGAGCGCUGGUCUGGGAGGGAUGCGUCCAAAUGUCGUGGUCAUGGGAUUCAUCAACACCAAUGACUUUCAGAAACAGCUGAUAGAUAUUCCCUCUCCAAAUCCUUUAACCUCCGCAUCGACUAGGGAACAAGAGCGACUCACUCCACCGAAUAGGAAGGCAAGCGUGGACAGGUUCGGGGAAAGCCUACCGACCGAUGCAAACAGACUUGAAGGCGCAGUUAGCGCACGCAGUUAUGUCACGAUUCUGGAAGAUCUUCUCCUUCAAGUCCGGAUCAAUGUGGCCAUCGGUAAGGGCUUCUCAGACCUGGAGCUGCCUGCGCCUAAGCCAGAUCGGUGGGACGAUUCCUUGCGAAUGCUCAAACUUAGGAAAGAGCCAAAAAUCCAAAAUACGAAGCAGUUCAUCGAUCUCUGGCCGAUCCAGAUGUCGGCAGAAAUUGCCUCCGCGGGAAAGGGGAGGAAGAAGCAUUUGACCACCACGAAUUUCGAUACCUAUACCUUGAUUCUUCAACUCGGCUGCAUUCUGCAUACUGUGCCCUCAUGGAAACGGGCAUACAAGCUGCGUAUCGCCGUGUUCGUCGAGUACGAGUCCGAUGUUGAAGAAGAGCGAAGACGUGUAACAGACCUUCUAACUAACCUUCGGAUGGAAGCCACAGUUCUCGUCUUUUGGCUCGCAUGUGGCUCGUUAAACACCUAUGAAGUCAUUGUCAACGGGAAAACCGACAUUCCUUCCGAGCAGCUUGCAGCCGUUAAUGGCGUUCUCCAUGACGAAGACUGGUGGCAGGAGCUUCGCCAAGUGCGAUUACGGCGCGAGUCGGGGCACAUCACGCCCAGCGAAGAGCUCGCGGAGAUGGAAGGCCUCCUCCGCGGUGUAGGGACCAAUUGGCCUGGCUCAUCAUUUCAACACAGCAGAGAUCCAUUGGUGUCGUCUGGGGUCUCUGGACUCCGAAAUAGACUUCAGAAGAGACGGCGCGCGUCAAUGAGCGAGAUGAGCAGGCUAGGAGUGACCAUGGGCAUGCAGACCCAUCGACUCGACCCGAAUCUUAUGAAUGACAGUUCCAGCGAAUGCUCCACCUCCGGGUCGAGUGAUGACGAUGGGUUGUCCGACUCAGACGUGGCGGCGAGCGAGAAUGGCAUAGAAGACAGUAGAGAGUUGCCACGGAUUUCUGGUUCCCGACGGAACACGGUUGGCGGGUUCGGCUCGGUGCGCUACGAUACUACAGCUGCAAGGCCAUCAAUCCCAUCUGCAUCUGGAUCCACUGGCCUAGGGAGGAGAGGGUCGGAUAUUGCUGUCCAUCCAUCCGCGAUCAAACCCGAAGGCCCCCCUCGUCCAGCCGAUCCAGAAAGUCUUAUAGACACGUUUGAGUCCCCCAACACUUCGACCGUGGAUGAACGAGUUGCAACGGCUGCGUCGUUCCCCAAGUCUCCUGUAGCAAGGCCAGACCCCGUACAAGCACCAGGACCCAGCAUCGCGUUCAUCGACCUUCCACAACCCGAUCACGGGGAGCGCACAACGCAGCGAGACGGACCUUAUGGCAAGAGAGACCGGUCUAAGUCACACGGCAAAACCUCGAUAUAUAGUCGUGACUUGGCCCUGACUAUGCAAUCGCUUCCCAUCAGCUUUAACGAUCUGCCCUGUCGAGCGCAGCAUAUGAUCUUGAACGAGUUGAUGCGGUCUCAGAGCGCGGACACGGCGGUCAUAUUUACCACCUUGCCCAGCCCGGUUGCAGGGACGGGGGAGAAUGAGGAAGCGAGCAUCACGUAUUUGAGAGACUUGGAGGUGUUGUGCGAGGGAUGUCCACCGGUAUUGAUGGUGCAUAGUAACAGUAUGACGGUGACGACGAAUUUAUAG